AUGCAUGAAGAAGAAAAUCAUGUGAAAGAAGUAAUUCUCAAACCAUAUUAUUUGAUAGACAGGAUUCUGAAAAUGCCAAAUCUUCCAGAUAAAUACUAUUUCGGAUUGAGAUUGGAUGAAAAUGCAAAUUGGUUGGAUUAUAUUUUCGCACUUUUUUGUUUGUCACUUUUCCAUAGAUUUGACAGCCGCAGUUUCUUUGAUGUUGAUUUGUUAAUUAGUUCCUAUUUAUUAUAUUCACAACCAGAUGUUGUCAUUGAUCACUUGGAUGCUUUGAAACUCACAAAAGAAGAGAAAAAUGAUCAUAUCACAUUUAUUUCUUUGAUUAAUCACCAUGCGAAAAGAUUAGGAUAUGGAGAGAUAAUUGAAGUGAAUAAAUGGAGUGAAGAAGAUGCUUAUUUAUGUCUCCAAAGACAGCAAUUUCUUAUGGACGACAAAAUGGUUUCAAUGAUGAAUUUUGUUUUCAAGAAAUUGCAGAAAAGUUAUGAAGAUGUUUCAUUCGAAAUGUUGAAGAUCUUCAUAUUCCCAAGUGAUGAAUUAGUUACAGAGUCAAUUGAUUAUCUCAACAAAUACUUCCAAGAAGAAAAAGAAAAAUCCCACAAAAAUUAUCACAAAUGGAGUUAUUUGUGGCGAAAUUUGGCUGGAGAAUUGGCACCAUGGAAUUGCAAUCCAAACGAAAAGAUCUAUUACAAGAGAGAUCAAACAUCAUGUGUCUCUUUCUGUCCGUUCAAACUCAAGAGAGAUUACAAACACAACCAACACAUCGAUGCUUCUGUUUCUAGAGAUACUGGAUCAAGAGUUUCCGGAGCUGAAAUGGCUGAAAUCGAAAGACAAAAGAGAUUGCAGAUGUAUUCUAAUGAGAUGCCAAUAGAUCUUCUUGUCAUUAAUAAUGUCCAUGAUAAGAAUAACACAAUAGGAAACCAUAACUUGAAAUUCGAAACAUUUGAAGUUUCUUUGAUUUCGCCUAAAAAAGUCAAAGACGGUUUUCUUAAAAUAACCGCUGAUUCUAUCGUCAUGCAAAUAGAGAACAGCUACAAGAUCAUCCUUGGAGAAGAGAUAGAACAUAUUUUCUUCAGGAGAAGGUUCCACAGACCAAAUUCAAUUGAAAUAUUUACAAUUUUUGGCAAAAAUUAUUUCAUUCAUUUUCCAAAACAUAAUUCAUUGUCUAUUAUCUCAAAAAUCCAAUCGACAAUGACCCUCCCUAACAUAAAGACACUUCAGACAAAGGACUUCUACUCAUAUUUCAAGUCUUUGCAAAUGACAGAAUUAUGGCAAAACCAUCUUUUGUCGAAUUUCGAUUAUUUGAUGUCACUUAACAUUUUAAGUGGUCGGACAUUUAAUGAUCUUAGUCAGUAUCCUGUUUUCCCAUGGAUUACCGCUAAUCAUUUAUCUGAAACAGUUCAAAUCAAUGACAAGAACUUUUUCAGAGAUUUUUCGAAACCUAUUGGAGCAUUGACAGAUGAAAGAUUAAAUGAAAUCCUGAAAAGAGUUCCUGAUUUGGCUCUUGUCGGAGAGAAACCAUAUAUGUAUGGAAAUGGCUAUUCGUGCAUGUUGACUGUUUGUUUGUUUAUGUUGAGAACAGAGCCAUUUACAAGUUUGCACAUUGAUCUACAGAGUGGAAGAUUCGACCACGCGAGUAGAAUCUUUUCAUCAAUAGAAACAACAUGGGAAAUGAUUUCAAGUCAUGUUUCUGAUUACAGAGAAUCCAUUCCAGAAUUUUUCUUCUUCCCAGAAUUCCUCAUGAAUUUGAACGAAUUCGAUUUAGGAAAGAACAAAAGAGGACCAAUAAACGACGUCGAACUUCCUAAAUGGUCAAAGAACGCAUACGAAUUUGUUUAUUUGAACAGAAAGAUUUUGGAAUCAGAAUAUGUUUCUCAACACAUAAAUGGAUGGAUUGAUUUGAUCUGGGGAUAUAAUUCACGUGGAGAAAAUGCUGUUAAACACAACAACGUUUUCAAACAGGAAAUGUAUGAUUCCGCGUGGACAGAGAAGACAUUGAACAACUCAAGACAGAGGUCCGAAAUCGAGGCAACUCUUUGCCAUGUCGGACAAAUGUGUCCUCAGUUGUUUUUCCAUCCACAUCCUUUGAGAAACAUGAAAUCGAAAUACAAAAAGUUUGAAAGGAACAUCAAUGUCAAUCUCUCAAACAUGAGCAUUGUUUUAGCACGUAUCAAUGCAGAGAAUGACUUGAUUAAAGUGUCAAUGACAGAAUCAAAAGGAAAAACAUUUAUUUAUUAUUUCGAUUUAGGACAAGAAGUUUUCAACGAAAAAACAGAUGUUACUUUUCUCAAUAAAGAAUUUAAGAACUUCGAAAUACUCAACUACGAUUCGCCUCAGAAGCAAUCGCAGUAUACAACAAUCAACCAUGAAAAGAUUGCUUGUAUUUCGAAUAUUAAUAGAAGACUUUACAUUGUCAAUUUUAAGAACUAUACAAUUGAGAAAUUUGAAGAAAUUUCGAAUGAAGUUCACUCUGUUUGUUCAUUAGUUGAUGAGUUCUCUGUUGCAACAUCAAGUUCUUCUGUUGUUGUGUUCAGGAACUUCAAGAAAGUCUGCACAUGCAUGAGCUACAGAGAAGGAAUUUCAUGUUGUUUUUCAUCAUCAACUUUCCAUAUUUCUGUCAUCGGAACAAGAGAUGGAUUCAUUUUAAUUAACUCUAUUCCUAGUGGCGAAUUGGUUAGAUCUAUCGAUAUGAAGGAAUAUAGACCACAAUCUAUCUUGAUUACUCCUGGUUGGGGAUUCAUUUUAGUUUAUGCAACAAAAAUUGUUGAUUACAAAGUUAAAUAUUCUCUUCAGUUGUUUAACAUCAACGGCGGAUUCCUUCGUGAAAAAGAGUUGGAUUCUGCAAUUGUCUACAUGCAGACAUUCACUUCCAGAGAUGGUUUCGAUUACAUCUUGAUGUCUGAUGACAAAAAUAGAGUUUAUCUAUUUGAAGCUUUCUUUUUGGACAUUUUAGAACCAGUGACAAGAUUUACAUCCCAUAUCUGCGCUCUAAGAUUCUUCAAGGAUUUCGACUGUCUGUGCAUUGUCGGAACAGAUGGGAAAGUUUCAUUUUUAAGUUGUAAGAUACCGAAUGUUCUUUGA
Messenger RNA from Trichomonas vaginalis G3, 3078 nucleotides. Its product is annotated as beige/BEACH-related family. Gene Ontology annotation, molecular function: protein binding. The record is from RefSeq and is a predicted model, not a curated record. The transcript has a single exon. Bases 1 to 3078 code for a protein of 1025 amino acids. NCBI's taxonomy places the organism in Eukaryota, Parabasalia, Trichomonadida, Trichomonadidae.